UUUUUGCAGACAUUUAAAAUGGAGGAUUCUGGACUAACACUGAACUUAAAUUAUUCCGCCCCUGAGAAACUAACUGUACAGGAACACAAAAAGCAGGAGGCCGCUACUGAACCUGCUCCAAGGAAAGAACGUGUGGAUAAAAAAGACCGAGGUCCCUCAAGCCGAAAGAACCAGGAUACCUACCAGGAGGAUAAUGUUAUCUCUUCUCUCUUCAAUCAUAACCCAGAGAUUCCUCAGAUGAUACUUCAGGAUGUAGUUCCAACAAAAGAAGAUGUUUUCUCCGUCAAAUCAUUUGAUGGUCUUAACCUGGAUAAGAACAUGGUUAAAAACCUCAAGGAUCUAGGGUAGGUCUUGUUGACGGAGGA
Molecule: messenger RNA, 365 nt
Organism: Eurytemora carolleeae
Lineage: Eukaryota; Metazoa; Arthropoda; Copepoda; Calanoida; Temoridae
Exons: 4
Coding region: 19-348 (109 amino acids)
Source: RefSeq, a predicted model, not a curated record